CGAGAUAAGAUUGAUUCUGUCACUGUCAGACACUUUGUCGUCGAUUUUAUAGAUUUAGUGCAAAAUAACUUAAUUAGGUCGAUUAGUUUUGUGAUAUUUAUGUUUCGAUGAAUUAAAAAUUAAGCUAGGUGCUUAGUUUCUGUGUUUGAAGUAUAAUUGUUGUGAUUGUGUUUAAUUAUGUCUUCUUCAGGGGACUUUGGAAAUCCCCUCAGGAAGUUUAAACUAGUGUUCCUGGGAGAACAAAGUGUUGGAAAAACUUCUUUGAUUACGAGGUUCAUGUAUGACAGCUUCGAUAACACCUAUCAGGCUACAAUAGGAAUAGACUUCUUAUCAAAAACGAUGUAUUUGGAAGACAGAACCGUGAGACUACAGUUGUGGGACACUGCAGGACAAGAGAGGUUUCGCAGUUUGAUACCCUCCUACAUCAGAGACUCCACUGUCGCUGUGGUCGUCUACGAUAUUACAAACGCAAAUUCAUUCCACCAGACGUCAAAGUGGAUUGACGACGUGAGGACGGAGCGAGGCAGCGAUGUGAUCAUUAUGUUGGUCGGCAACAAAACAGAUUUGUCCGACAAGAGACAAGUAUCCACUGAGGAGGGAGAGCGCAAGGCCAAAGAGCUCAACGUCAUGUUUAUAGAAACUAGUGCUAAGGCUGGAUAUAACGUUAAGCAAUUGUUCCGAAGAGUAGCAGCGGCUCUGCCAGGCAUGGACUCAACAGAGAACAAGCCACCAGAAGAUACUGUGGAUCUUCAAACCCAGCACUCUCAGCAGAAUGACCAACAGGAUGCGGAGAGUGGCUGUAUGUGCUAAAAUAAACAAUUUUUGUUAUAUUUUUGGAUAUUGCUACUGAAAUUGUACUCUUUGAUAGUUUGAUAUUGAAACAGUGACGUGGCUGCUACAAUUACCCCCCCAAGUGCUUCAGAGAAAGAGCACUCUUCUGUUUCAAACUGAUUCUGUUCACAUUUUGUUUUAUAGCUUUUGCUGCUCAAUUACAAAGCCAUUCAUCUUCAGCUUAGAUAACUGCAUUGUCCACAACCUGUUUUACAGUUAACACUUAGUAUUUGGAACCUUUUUGUUUUAUAAGGAAUAAACUGUGUUAUAAAAUUA
Macrosteles quadrilineatus (aster leafhopper) is the source of this 1107-nucleotide messenger RNA. Its product is annotated as ras-related protein Rab6. The transcript is spliced from 7 exons. The record is from RefSeq and is a predicted model, not a curated record. NCBI's taxonomy places the organism in Eukaryota, Metazoa, Arthropoda, Insecta, Hemiptera, Cicadellidae. Bases 178 to 810 code for a protein of 210 amino acids. Gene Ontology annotation, molecular function: GTPase activity; GTP binding.